This is a messenger RNA of Cornus florida, 1711 nucleotides long. RefSeq lists its product as uncharacterized. Lineage: Eukaryota; Viridiplantae; Streptophyta; Magnoliopsida; Cornales; Cornaceae. Gene Ontology annotation, cellular component: Golgi membrane. The coding region runs from base 16 to 912 and encodes 298 amino acids. The record is from RefSeq and is a predicted model, not a curated record. The transcript has 10 exons.
UAAACCUGACCCGACAUGCCCGAUCUACUAGAGUCCUACCAGAAAAGAAAAACACGUCCCGGUUACCAAUAUUGUUGCGUCCAGCUUUCGCCAUUAAAGCUGAACACACACACAGCUGGAAAAUUCGACAGAUCUUUGAUCGAAGAAGAAGAGAAAAUGCUGCCCACCGUAUCGAGAGGUCGUACGCACUCUCACGUUCGACCCAGUCCCGUCUUUCCUCAGUACCUCAGAAGAAUGGUCAAGUGGCAACACAUGGAUAUUGAAUAUACUUUCUGGCAAAUGCUCCAUCUAUGCACCUCACCUAAAGUUGUCUAUCAGCACACAAAAUACCACAAGCAAACUAAGAAUCAAUGGGCACGUGAUGAUCCAGCCUUUGUUGUAAUCUGCAGUCUUCUGUUAGCCAUUUCUACUAUGGCUUAUUGUGCUGCGUAUGAUCAUAGUGCAGCACAUGCUGUCUUCGUACUCAUUUCAGUAUUGCUCUUUCAUUUUUUAAUAACUGGAGCAAUUCUAGCUACAUGUUGUUGGUUCUUGACAAAUACUCAUCUUCGAGAGGAAGCACCAAACAGUCAUGUUGUGGAGCAAAGGGUUGAAUGGUUAUAUGCUUUUGAUGUGCACUGCAACUCUUUCUUCCCAGUGUUUGUUAUGCUUUACGUGAUACAUUAUUUCCUAUCACCUCUUUUGGUAGCUCAUGGUUUCAUUCCAGUUUUGCUGUCAAAUUUGCUUUUUAUGGCAACCGCUUCAUACUAUCAUUACCUGAACUUUUUAGGUUAUGAUGUACUGCCCUUUUUAGAAAGAACCACUUUUUUCCUGUAUCCAAUUGGCAUGGUCAUCAUCCUUUCACCUAUAUUGAUUCUAAGUGGCUUCAAUCCUUCAAGAUACUUCAUGAACAUAUACUUCAGCCAACGGUUAUGAUUCACCGUGGCCACACUUGGACGAUACAUAUAGUGAAAUGAGGUGGAAUAGUUCAGAUGAUUUGUUAACAUAAGAAGGGGCUAGAGGAUGCAUGAUUGAUUAUCUUAUACGAUAGGAAGGUAGAUCGCCACAUGGAAAAAGCUUCUGACUGACUUCUGUUGUUCUUCUUCAUAGGACUCGUACCAAUGCAAAUGAAAAUUGUAAUCAAGUCGGGGCUAAAAGUUCUCUUUCGGUGGCCAAGCAAAUCAGUCAACGAAUCUGAAUGUAAUGAUUUUUGCCCCCUAUUUGCAAUUUUGAAUUUUCCUUGUGUGUCCUUGUUCAUUUCUUAAAAAUAAAAAACUGAUUGCCCCAAUCGAAAAUACUGCACUUAUGUGUCUGUAUAUCUCGGAAUUACAUGCAACUGCCUAAUUUCUGCGUACGUGUGCGCAUGAACUUUUCCCAUGUCGUGCUUAGGUUGGCUCUGAAUCAGUUUUGUUACAGGAGGGUAGUUUAUGUGGAGGAAUAGGAAUUCUAUUGCAAGUUUAUCCUCCUCGAAUCUGUAGCUGUGGAAGCCAAAAAGUCCUUUUAACUUUCUGUAUGUAUGCUAGUAAAACUGUAGAAUAGUCAUAUAUAUUAAGAUGACUAGUUAUUUGAUACAUGAAGUAACGUGGACAUGGAAAUAUGCUGCUUUUAGUGAUUGUGCUGAAACCCUAGACGAAUUGCGUUGUAGGGGAACUCUAAAACAUUGGUGUGAUGGGGAUCGUUUUAAUUUGAGAAUAUGUGAAAUGUUCUAAUAAUGGUUCAUUUUGUUUUUCAUUCA